Messenger RNA from Jatropha curcas, 1155 nucleotides. It is a transcript of the gene NAC083, whose product is annotated as NAC domain containing protein 83. Gene Ontology annotation, molecular function: DNA binding. Lineage: Eukaryota; Viridiplantae; Streptophyta; Magnoliopsida; Malpighiales; Euphorbiaceae. Gene Ontology annotation, biological process: regulation of DNA-templated transcription. The record is from RefSeq and is a predicted model, not a curated record.
CUCUCUCUCUCUCUCUCUCUCUCUCUCUCUCUCUCUCUUCCUAUUUCCUUCUACACCCAUUACUAUAAAGAAACCACACUUUCCCUCCCAAAUAGCCACCCACACCCUCUCUGCUCUCACCUUUUCUUGUUCUUUGUUAAGUGAGCUCUAAAGCAUUAAUCUUGCACAUGAAUUUUUAGACUUUGAGUUGAGAAUUCUGGCUUCAUUUUUGUUUUCUUUGGGCUAAUAAGGGGUAAAAGAUAUAAUCUUUAUAAGAUGGAGAAGCUCAAUUUUGUUAAAAACGGUGUGUUAAGACUUCCUCCUGGAUUUAGAUUCCACCCAACAGAUGAGGAGCUUGUAGUUCAGUAUUUGAAGAGAAAGGUGUUUGCUUGUCCGUUACCUGCUUCUAUAAUCCCUGAAGUUGAUGUCUGCAAGUCUGAUCCUUGGGAUUUGCCAGGGGAUUUGGAGCAAGAAAGGUACUUUUUCAGCACCAGAGAAGCUAAAUACCCUAAUGGGAACAGAUCUAAUAGAGCUACAACUUCCGGGUACUGGAAGGCAACUGGCAUAGACAAGGAAAUUGUAACUUCGAAGGGUCAUCAGCUCGUGGGUAUGAAGAAAACUUUAGUUUUUUACAGAGGAAAACCUCCACAUGGCACUAGAACUGAUUGGAUUAUGCAUGAAUAUCGCCUUAUGACCACUGAAACCAAUUCCCCACAAAAGAAGAACAUAAUUCAGAGUCCUUCGAUGCCAAUGGAAAGUUGGGUUCUUUGCCGAAUAUUUUUGAAGAAAAGAAGCACAAAAAAUGAAGAGGAAAAUGUCCAAUUUGGAAAUGAAAAUAAAGUGCGCAAGCUGAGAAAUACAAAGCCUGUGUUCUAUGAUUUCUUGACAAAGGAAAGAACUGAUUUGAAUCUUGCUCCUUCUUCAUCAUCUUCAGGAUCAAGUGGAAUUACUGAAGUUUCCUCAAAUGAAUUAGAUGAUCAUGAAGAAAGUAGUAGUUGCAAUAGUUUUCCUUUUUUCAGAAGAAAAGCAUGACUAGAAUCUAAAAUAUCUUCUUCCUUAGUUUUUAGUAUUUUUUAGUUCUUCCCCUCUCUUCAAGUUCCUGUAUCAGUAAUUUGCUUCUGGUUAUCAAAUCAGAAUAACUCAUCUAAGUUAUCUAAUGCUUUUGUCAUUAGGUUU